Molecule: messenger RNA, 5036 nt
Organism: Elgaria multicarinata webbii
Lineage: Eukaryota; Metazoa; Chordata; Lepidosauria; Squamata; Anguidae
Gene: WDR97
Product: WD repeat domain 97
Exons: 31
Coding region: 1-5004 (1667 amino acids)
Molecular function (GO): protein binding
Source: RefSeq, a predicted model, not a curated record
AUGACGGCUUCCUGCAACCGGGGCUGGGCCAUCCCAGCUUGUCAACAGAACGCUGGUCUCCGUGGCAACUCGGCUCACCUGGCCCGGCCCAGCCACCUGCAGGCCCUGAGGCCUGGCCCUGCUGAGGUGGCCAACUGCCUCUCCCAGGCCCUGCUCCUGGGCCCCACGCAGCUUCGCCUCCAGACUUGUGCAGCGAGUCAGCUGGGGAGAAGAAAGAGACUGUCCCUGCACUCACAGCUGGGUGAAAAGAAGAAAAAGGAAGAGGAGGCGGAUGGGGCCCAGAAGGAGGCGGAUGGGGCCCAGGAGGCGGCAGGUGGGGCCCAGGAGGCGCCCCAAAGCACGCGGCAGGCCACCGGGCGACGGCACUGGCGCAUGCUCCAGAAAGGCUUCCGGCAUGCCGUGGAAAAGAUGAAGAACGAGGAGAUGAAGGUGGCCUACCUGAGCCACGGCCUGCAGCACCUGUGCCGCGUUGCCUUUGCCAGCCCCGUGCGCCACGUGGCUCAUGAUUCGCUCCGGCGGAUCUUUGUGGUGCUGGACUCGGCGAACCUGCUGCACUUCUUGAAGGAGGACGGGACCUACAGGAGCUGCAAGAGAGCCCCCGCCCCCAUGGCCGGGCUCCUGCACGCCACCGAAGUGGACCGGUUCGUAGCCUGGGACAAGGGGGGGCUCCAAGUGUUGGACUCUGACUUCCAGCCGCUCUCCCAGGUGCAGUCCACGGUGCCCAUCCGCUGUGGCCGUUACAGCGAGCAGCUGAACCGGAUCGUGACCGUGGGUGAGGGCAACCUGACCCUCUGGGACUUCCGCUAUGGCUUCCGGAGCCUGCACUGCCUCAUCACAGUGAGCCAGGGCCUGGUGCCCAGCGACGCCUUCAGGCACCUCGUCUUGGGGGGCGGCAGCGCGGGGAGCCAGCGCUGCUUUGCGGCUUGUGACACUGGCGCUGCUGCCUUCGAUGUCUCCAAGGGCAAGCUCCUCUCCUUCAAGAAGGAGCUCCAUAGCAGGGUGAUCACGGAUAUUACCUACUGCGAAGCCAUUGGCUGUGCUGUUACGGCCUCCCGAGACACAACCAUCAAGGUCUGGGACAAGGACUGGAACAUCCAGACGGUUUUCGUGGGCCACACCGCGCCGGUGAUUGCUGUGACCAUCUACCCUCAGAGGCCCCUCAUCUUCUCUGCCUCCCAAGACGGCACCAUUCGCACGUGGAACCUUGACACCAUCGACCAGGUGGAUCAGGUCCACAUCUCGGAGCCGGUGGAGGCCCUGGAGACCAAAACCGCGUCCCACGUCGUCUCCAUCUCCGGCUCGUCCCUGAACGUCUGGAAGAUCAACCAGCUCUACUCGCUGCACACACUCCUGGGCUCCCCCGUCAAGCGCCUCAGCUGCUUCAACCUGAAGGCGGUGGGCGACUUCCCCAUCCGCAUCCUCUGUGCCUGCCAGGAUUCCACGGUGAGGCUGCUGGACGCGGAGAGUGGCCAAGCCCACGCUGCCCUCUUGCUGGAGCUGCCUUGCCAGGCCCGGGACGUGGCCUACUGCUUGCCCCGGGAGACCCUCUUUGUGCUGACAGAGCACGGCGCCCUCUUGCGCGCCAACGCCGCGGCCGACCCCAUGGUGGUCAAGAAGCACACGCCCGCCGGCUCCUGGGACUCCCGGCCCUGCUGCCUCCUGCUCUACAGCCACACCGUCGACCCCAAGGGGGCCUACAGCACGUGGCUGCAAGUGACCGAGAACAAAGGCCACCGGAAGCCGUGGCAGAAAGUCCCACUCAAAAUGCAGGACAAAAACAGGUACUUGCUAUUUCUGGGGCAUCAGAACGGGUCCCUCAGUGCGGUGGAAUGGUUUUCAGGCCGGAUCCAGUACACGGUGGAGGCUCACGGCACUAAACCAGUCACGGUGCUGGCUGAAUACCCCACCCAGACAUGUGUCAUUUCAGCAGGUGCCGAUCUCACGGUGAAGCUGUGGCGCCUCUUCCCCUACGCGGAGGAGUGCCUGGUCCCGCUCCUGUGCUUCUCCUGCGCCUCGCCCGUGUCGCACCUGUGCUCUCUGGGAGAGACGCUGGCGGUGGCCUUCCAGGACCCGGACACCGUGACCUACAGCAUCGUCUACUACAACCUGAUGACGCAGACGCGGGCUGAGCACGGGCCCGAGGACGACGCCCAGGACGGCAUCACGGGCCUCUGCUGCUGCCCCAACCUGAAGCUCUUUGCCUCGGCCAGCAGAGACGGCUCCGUGAAGGUCUGGGACAUCAAGAACAAGCUGCUGCGGCACCUGAAGCUGAACACCAUCCCGGAGAGCCUGGCUUUUGCCAACCACUGGGGAGACCUGCUAGUUGGCAUUGAGCGGCACCUCUACCUCAUCCACCAUAGCAAGUACCUGCCCAGCUACUACAAGAUGAAGCUGCUGUGUGAAAAGUUCCUGGAGCCCCUCAAGGAUGUCCCCCUCCCCAUCAGUGACUCCUGCUUUGAGGACCUUGUCAGGGAGAACAUCAGGCGGCUGAAGCAGGAACCACCCCUGGAGGAAACUGAGUCACCUCUGCCUGCAUCCCGCCAGAUGGACUUGCAAGAAUCAAGGGUGAUUGGUGGCAUCCCUGGCAAGCUGAUCAAGAACCACCAGGACUUGCAGCUCCUCCAGAAGGGGAAGAUAAGCGCGGCCAAGAAAUUGCGGGUCACCAAGGACAUGAAGGAGGAGGCCUUUGAGCAGUACCUGCGGAUAUUCUACAAGAAGCAGCCCAAAGUUGAGAUCCCUGAGGAAGACAUCUUUAAUGCGGAUGAGGUGCUGGAAGCCAUCCGCAAGGUUGACUCCAUAUCUGAGCUCUACGGCCCAAAUCAGUGCAACAUGUUUCUGGGGUGCUUCCGUCAACCCUCCGUUCUGAAAGAUGUCGGCCAGACAUUAGUGGAUGCCAGCGCCCCCGCCAAAGUCAGCCUAUCAGCUCCCUCGACGGUCACACCCUCCGUUUGGUUCAAGGUCCCCUCCGAAACGAGGGCCCCCUCUGGGAUCAGAGCGGCUCUUUCCCAAGCAGGGGCGCUCCAGGAAGAGCAGGCGCAGGAGCAGGCCCCCAUAGAGAGGAAGCAGCUCCCCCUGCCUUCCCCCAUCCCCUCUAUGGAUAUGGCCCAGUCCUCCGUCGCCUCUGCCCCAGAUGAAGCGCAGGAAGAGCCCCAGGACGGGGCGCAGAGGGGGCCCCUGCAGUGGAGAGCUGUCUCUCUGGGCAUCCCGGUCGCCAUCAGGGAACCCAUGGAGAGGAAGACCAGGAUGCGCAGGAUGAAGGUUGCUAAAGUCCCGGGCAUGGCCAAAGGGGCUGAAACGGAGCUGCCACUCUUGCCCCCAUCGCAAGCCUCCCCGACCUCCAGUUUCACAGGGGACUUCGUCAAGGGCGAGAAGAGCACUGCUUCUGCCGAGCUUCCCUCGGUGCGUGGGAGCCGGGAGUCGGACAGGCAGAUCGAUUCUCCUUCGCGUCUGAGGAGCAAAGCAUCUUCUGUCGUCAUCAAGGACUCCUCCAAGAUAGAGAGGCAGCGUUUAAUCAAGGAGUGGCUCAGGUCGAAGAUGGAUCUGGAGAACCAGAGCUUACCGCUGCCCAGGACCUCAUCUGGGUUCAUCCCCAAUUCAGUGCUGGCCCAGGAGUUUUACAGCCAGGAGGAGCUGCUGAAGGAGGAGAGAAUCAUGAGGGUGAUAGGACCCCAGGAGAGGCAGUCAUGCCUCAGUACCCCAGCUGCAGGGGAACACAGCGGUCCUUCGUCCCUCCUCUCUCCUUUGUUUCAGAGCCUGCCUGAGGUUUUCCUGACUCAGCUGGAUGAAUCCCAGUAUCCGGAACUGGAGAGAAAGCCGCCAUCCUUCAUCUUGCCGUUUUCGGGCACGGAGUGGUACAAGAAGCUUUUCCCCGAGGGUUUUCCACCUGAGAUGAGCUUGAGUGGGUUCGUGGCCAAGCUCCUGUCUGCCAUGCUCCUGGCCGACUUUGGCACAAAGGUGGAGAUACUGGAUGCCAUCAUGACCCUGCAAAACAAGUUGGAGGAUGGGAUGAAAGCGAUGGUCCACGACACCCUUAUUUACACUUUGAACAAGAGGGGUGAAGUCCCGUCCAUUCUGCAAAGGGAUCAGAGGAAGUUCAUCCUGUUUGCCCUGCGAGCCCUCCUGAGAAUCAACAAGGACAGCAAGGAGCUCAUAGUGGAGCUGAUGACCUUCUACCUGGAGUCUCCUGCCCCAAUCAGGUCAGUUAUUAAGGAUAUGAUAAAGGAAUUGGGCUUACGGGAUCCUCGCAACUAUUUUGUCAAUGAGCUGGACUCCUGGCCGGUGGAAAGAGACGACUCCAAAGAGGCCCUGCGUGGAAGCUGCAAGCAUUGGCUGGAAGGGAUGAUGUGGGAACUCCAGGAACACAGGACUCACAUUUUGAGCCAUCAAGUUCCACUGGAAAGGAAAUAUUCAUUUGAGAGCUGUCUGAAGGAGCAGCGCAGUGAAGUUCUGGACCAUGUGGGGCAGCCAGCGAGGAAAGCCAACUUGGAGACCCUCAAAGAGGAAGACCUGGAUGACAGCACAGACCUUGAGGAGCAGCCUGUGGCGAAAGACUCCUUUGAGAGAUUUCAGAAGGCAAAAGAGGCUGCUCCGCCUUGGAUGCGGUCCGUGUGUGCCAUAGACGCCGUCCAGUCCUUCAUUGACAAGCAGUUGGAGAAAGAGCUGAUGGAGAUGAAGCGGCUGGUCUCGUCUGCCGCGCUGUCGCCCAAGGACACCGUCAUGGCCCUGCCCCCGAUUCAGAAGAGACACGCCAUCCUGCGACUAGGAGAAACCAACGCAAUGUUGAGGAAGAGAAUACCUGAGCGCUUCUACUUCCCGUAUAUCUUCCCACGCUAUCUCAUGAAAGGUUUUGUCCCGUUUAUGAAACUUCCUCUGCCGAAAAUCAACUUGGACCCAUUUCCAUCCCCUUUGGAGAGGCCGGCUUCACCAAAAACAUUCACCGCCAUGCAACAGGUGGUACAGAGAUAUUUCAUCCCCAAGUUUUCAUAUGCUGACAGCUAUCCUUAAGGGCGCAGCAGGCUUGCAUUAUCUCUGAAGCG